GAGCCGCCCAGGAAUCUUGGCUGGGACUUGGAGCAUUUCCUCCCGGGCGGGCCGGCGCGAUCCUGGGGAGGGCGGGGAGGCCGGCCGCGGGCAGACGACUAGCUGAGCUCAACCGGCCUGCAGCAUGCGGCCCCUGCUCUGCGCUCUGGCCGGGCUCGCCCUGCUCCGAGCUGCGGGCGCCUACGCCGCCGCUGCUGAACCCUUCAUCCCCUCUGGAGGAGACCCGUCUCGGAGCACAGCAUGUGACAGAUACAUGGCUAUCCACAGCCGAUUGAACGUCAUAGAGGAGACGGUGGAGAAGACGGUGGAGCAUCUGGAGGCAGAAGUGAAAGGCCUGCUGGGUCAGCUGGAGGAGCUGGCUUGGAACCUGCCCCCAGGGCCCUUUAGCCCAAUCCCCGACCUCCUUGGAGAUGGAGACAGCAGCUAAGAUUGCUUUUGAGCACCGGAGCCUGAGUUGCCUAGCAGCUGAGAACAGAGCCAUGCAUUUCUGGCCUGCCUUCCUCAGCUUUGUGCAAAAGGAAAGCUAUUCCUUUGUCCCCUGUGUCUGCUGACAAUGACCCUGCAGCCACAGCCCCUACUCCAUCUGCUCCCAUGCCCCAAGGCUCACACCCCAUGCAGGCUCAGACCUGGGAGCCCCAGUUGGUCUGUGCUUCUGUCCUCCUUAUUUAUAGGGGUGGAGAGGUUGGGGUUGAUUCAUAAAAAAGAAGUUAGGCACCUGAGGCCUAGAAACACAGCUCUCAACACAGCAGAAGGGCCCUUUGAAUAGCUCUGCUACUUAAAAUGUGGCCAUGGGUGAACCAUGUGGUGUCACCUGGAGAGUUUUUAUCAAAAAUGCAGAAUUUGGGACCCCACCCAGAACUCUUGAAUCAUAAUCUACAUUUUAAUGAGAGCCCCAGGGGAUCUGUGUGCACAUUAAACUUUUAAAAAAUAUUUAUAUUGAGGUAAAAUUCACAUAACAUAAAAUUCAAAAUUUUAACCAUUUUGAGUGGUACGAAUUCAGUGGCUGCACAAUGUCACGCAGUUACCACCACUUUCUUUUUCUUUUUUUGGUCUUUUUAGGGCUAUACCCAUGGCAUAUGGAGUUUCCAAGGCUAGGGGUCGAAUCAGAGCUGUAGCUGCCAGCCUAUGCCACAGCUACAGUGAUGCAGGAUCUGAGCUGCAUCUGUGACCUACAUCACAGCUCAAGGCAAUGCCAGAUCCUCAACCCACUGAGCGGGGGCAGAGAUUGAACCUGCAUCCUCGUGGAUGCUAGUCAGAUUUGUUUCUGCUGAGCCACAACGGGAAUUCCCAUCACUACUUUCUAAUUCCAGAAAUUUUCAUCACCCCAUAAAGAAACCCUAUACUAAUAAGCAGUCACUUCCCCUUCCCCUUCCCAUCCACCCUUGGCAACCACUACUGUUUCUCUUUCUGUGAACUUGCCUAUGCUGGACAUUUCAUAUAAAUGGAAUCAUAAAAUAUAUAGCCUUUUGUGUCAGA
This is a messenger RNA of Sus scrofa (pig), 1476 nucleotides long. RefSeq names its product placenta associated 9 (gene PLAC9). Lineage: Eukaryota; Metazoa; Chordata; Mammalia; Artiodactyla; Suidae. The record is from RefSeq and is marked validated.